CAUCCGGUUCCUCAGUGUCAUAUGACCAGCUCUCUGCUGACACUUCUGUUCCUCUAGUUAGCACAGCACACCUUUCAACGUUAGCUUUCUCAGGUUUGCUGUCUCAAUCCGACCAUGGCAACAUUGGUGGCAAACAGGGCGAUGGAUGUCAAUGGAAUGGCUGCAGCUGCAAGGACACACACCCAGGCUGUGACCAGAAAUUACAUCUCUCAACCCAGGCUGACCUACUCUACGGUGUCAGGUGUUAAUGGACCCCUUGUGAUCCUGGAUAAUGUCAAGUUCCCCAGGUACGCUGAGAUUGUUCACCUGACCCUGCCAGAUGGCACCAAGAGGAGCGGGCAAGUCCUGGAGGUGAUUGGAAGCAAGGCAGUCGUUCAGGUGUUUGAGGGAACUUCAGGUAUCGACGCUAAGAAGACAGCCUGCGAGUUCACUGGUGAUAUCCUGCGUACCCCAGUGUCAGAGGACAUGCUGGGGCGUGUGUUCAACGGCUCAGGCAAACCAAUCGACCGUGGACCCAGUGUGCUGGCUGAGGACUACCUGGACAUCAUGGGUCAGCCCAUCAAUCCUCAGUGCCGUAUCUACCCCGAGGAGAUGAUCCAGACUGGCAUCUCAGCCAUCGAUGGCAUGAACAGCAUUGCCAGAGGACAGAAGAUCCCCAUUUUCUCUGCUGCUGGUCUUCCCCACAAUGAGAUUGCUGCCCAGAUCUGUCGCCAGGCUGGCCUGGUGCAGAAGUCCAAGGAUGUGAUGGACUACAGUGCUGAGAACUUUGCCAUUGUCUUCGCAGCCAUGGGAGUCAACAUGGAAACUGCUCGCUUCUUCAAGUCUGACUUUGAAGAGAACGGCUCAAUGGACAACGUCUGCCUCUUCCUGAACCUGGCCAAUGACCCCACCAUCGAGCGUAUCAUCACCCCCCGCCUGGCGCUGACCUCAGCAGAGUAUCUGGCCUACCAGUGUGAGAAGCACGUCCUGGUCAUCCUGACUGACAUGAGCUCCUACGCUGAGGCUCUGCGAGAGGUGUCUGCUGCCCGAGAGGAGGUGCCCGGACGUCGAGGCUUCCCUGGUUACAUGUACACUGAUCUGGCCACCAUCUAUGAACGUGCUGGCCGAGUGGAGGGCAGAAACGGCUCCAUCACCCAGAUCCCCAUCCUCACCAUGCCCAAUGAUGACAUCACCCAUCCAAUUCCUGAUCUGACUGGAUACAUCACAGAGGGCCAGGUCUAUGUGGACAGACAGCUUCACAACAGACAGAUCUAUCCACCCAUCAAUGUGUUGCCUUCACUGUCCCGUCUAAUGAAAUCAGCCAUCGGGGAGGGAAUGACCAGGAAGGACCAUGCUGAUGUAUCUAACCAGCUGUAUGCCUGCUAUGCCAUUGGUAAAGACGUCCAGGCUAUGAAGGCUGUCGUGGGGGAGGAGGCGCUCACCUCUGAUGAUCUGCUCUACCUUGAGUUCCUUCAGAAGUUUGAGAAGAAUUUUAUUGCUCAGGGCCCGUAUGACAACAGGACAGUGUACGAAACUCUGGACAUCGGCUGGCAGCUGCUGCGAAUCUUCCCCAAGGAGAUGCUCAAGAGGAUUCCUCAGAGCACCCUGGCCGAGUUUUACCCCAGGGAGUCUGGUGCUCGUCACUGAGGCACACUGAGGGAUGCUCUUGUUCCGACCCCACACACCUCUCUACCUUUCAUCCUCCUUUACCUUCGAUUCCUUUCUCUCAUCUCACCCAACAGCCCUGCACCUCUGACGGCUCGAAGGCCAAUGUUUGAGUCUUCACCAAUCCCUGCUUCACCUCUUCUCUCCACUUUUUUACCUCUAGGUCAUCUUCUUCUCAUGAAACAACCCAACCCCCCCCACCCCUCCCUUAAUGAGAACAGGGCAAUGAUCUCCCCCCUCUGUAGAUGUACUGUAGCGUAUCUGUGUCCAGAAGUUGUGUACGGAAAGUGUUUGUGGUUGUAUUGUCUACCCUUGAUUGCAAAAAUGUUGACAUAUCCUUAAAUUUAUAGAUGAGUCCUUAUUUAUUGGGGAGUAUUUCUGCUGGAUCCCCCUCUCCUUUUUUUUUUUUUUUUUUUAACUUUUUUUCUUCUUUUAAAUAAAUGCUUUAUGAUAUCCAUAUCUCUCUGAAAACAAAAGGUUACCAGCUGAUGAAUGAUCGUACGUGUAGGGGAGUGGUAAAAUAUCAAUUGGUGGUGUUUCCCAAGUUGGGUUUGUCAGAAAUAUUAAUUCAACCUGAUUGUCAUUUUUUAAGCUGAAACGUUGAACGAAUAUUUACCGAACAACAGAAACUUGCAGCUUCACAGAAUAAACAUCUUAAACAUUAACAUCGUUAUAUACCCGAGGUUGAUUUGAUGGUCAACUCUUUAUAUAAUGUGGCCCUCUCCCUACGAAGAGUUUAAUAAUAGGAAACUGCUGUAUAAUUUUCCUGCUCCGAUUCUUCUCAUGUUUUCGUUAACAAAAUGCUGAGGAAAGCAUCUGUCUCAAACAAACUCAAUUUGGGGAAAAAGCAUUUUUUUUUUCCAUCCCUUUUUUGGCCCCUCUUGCUUCCUCUCUACAGUUGAUGUUUACAUGAUUUGUGUUUUGCUGUUGGAUUUGUGUUGCAAAGGCAAAUAUGAAUAUUUUAAAACAUUCCCGUCUGUCUGCAGAAAAAAAAGUUGUGCAACAAUAAUGGUUUUGUGAGUAUGUGUCCUUGAAUAAAUUAAAUUAUAUGCUAAAAAUGA
Molecule: messenger RNA, 2705 nt
Organism: Labrus bergylta (ballan wrasse)
Lineage: Eukaryota; Metazoa; Chordata; Actinopteri; Labriformes; Labridae
Gene: atp6v1b2a
Product: ATPase, H+ transporting, lysosomal, V1 subunit B, member a
Biological process (GO): proton transmembrane transport; vacuolar acidification; ATP metabolic process
Cellular component (GO): proton-transporting V-type ATPase, V1 domain
Molecular function (GO): ATP binding; proton-transporting ATPase activity, rotational mechanism
Source: RefSeq, a predicted model, not a curated record